Messenger RNA from Lathyrus sativus (Indian pea), 1077 nucleotides. The record is from the annotation of a GenBank genome assembly. Lineage: Eukaryota; Viridiplantae; Streptophyta; Magnoliopsida; Fabales; Fabaceae.
AUGGAAAUCAAUUUGGGGAAACUUGCAUUUGACAUUGAUUUUCAUCCAUCAGAUAAUCUCGUUGCAACCGGACUCAUAGACGGCGACCUUCACUUAUACCGUUAUAGCCCGGAUAAUACUAAUAGUGAUCCUGUGAGGGUGUUGGAAAUUCAUGCCCACACCGAGUCUUGCAGAGCUGCGCGAUUCAUCAAUGGUGGACGAGCGCUGUUGACGGGUUCUCCCGAUUUCUCGAUACUGGCUACAGAUGUGGAAACUGGAUCAACCAUUGCCCGACUUGAUAAUGCCCAUGAGGCUGCGAUCAACAGGUUGAUAAACUUGACCGAGUCAACUGUUGCUUCAGGAGAUGAUGAUGGUUGUAUUAAGGUUUGGGAUACCAGAGAACGUUCUUGUUGCAAUUCAUUUGAAGUCCACGAGGAUUACAUUUCAGACAUAACAUUUGCAUCUGAUGCAAUGAAACUAUUGGCCACAAGUGGAGACGGGACUCUUUCUGUUUGCAGUCUUCGACGAAAUAAAGUCCAAGCUCAAUCUGAAUUUUCUGAAGACGAGCUAUUGUCUGUUGUUUUAAUGAAGAAUGGUAGGAAAGUUGUUUGUGGAUCACAAACUGGAAUCCUGCUGUUAUAUUCAUGGGGAUGCUUCAAGGACUGCAGUGAUCGAUUCGUUGAUCUCUCUUCAAACUCUAUUGAUACCAUGUUAAAGCUUGAUGAAGAUAGGAUUAUUACUGGAUCAGAGAAUGGGAUGAUCAACUUGGUUGGAAUACUACCGAACAGAAUCAUUCAGCCAAUCGCCGAGCACUCUGAAUAUCCUGUUGAGCGUCUUGCAUUCUCUCACGAUAGAAAGUUUCUUGGAAGCAUUGGUCAUGAUCAAAUGUUAAAGCUAUGGGACUUGGAUAAUAUAAUACAAGGUUCAAGAAGCACACCGAGAAAUGAAAAUGGGGUGGUUGACAAUGAUGUCGAUAGUGACGACGAUGAGAUGGAUGUAGAUCACAAUCCUUCUAAGUUUACUAAAGGGAAAAAGAGUAAGAAUGCAAGUAAUGGGCAUGCUGUAGGUGAUUCAAACAACUUCUUUGCAGAUUUAUAG